Messenger RNA from Manihot esculenta (cassava), 645 nucleotides. Its product is annotated as 60S ribosomal protein L8-like. Gene Ontology annotation, molecular function: RNA binding; structural constituent of ribosome; DNA helicase activity. Bases 1 to 645 code for a protein of 214 amino acids. NCBI's taxonomy places the organism in Eukaryota, Viridiplantae, Streptophyta, Magnoliopsida, Malpighiales, Euphorbiaceae. Gene Ontology annotation, biological process: telomere maintenance; cytoplasmic translation; DNA repair. The record is from RefSeq and is a predicted model, not a curated record. The transcript has 2 exons. Gene Ontology annotation, cellular component: ribosome.
AUGGAAAAAGAUAUAAAGAAUUAUGAUUUGCCAAAUAUAGAAGAAAAUCAAACACAUCAAUCAAUAGAAGUGAUAGCACUUGCCACAGCAACAUAUGGGGUAGCAGCGUCCAUUAUGCCUAGAGGAAGAACUGCACCCUCACAAUUUAAUAUACCAUUAAGCCCAACAGAGUCGAGCAUGUGUGGUAUAUCCAAGCAAAGUGGACAAGCAAAAUUAUUACGCACUGAAAAAUUGAUUACAUGGGUUGAAGCACCGAUGGCAAAAAGACUAACAAUAGAAAUAGUUGAUAGAUGCUUGAGAGAUAUAAUGGAUACUUCUCAACCAUUUGAAGGGAAGUACUGUUUGGUGAAACUUCCUUCAGGAGUAGAAAAAUUGAUUGAUUCUCAGUGCCGGGCCACAAUUGGCAGAGUCUCAAACCCUGGCCAUAAUACUCGCACGCUUAGGAAGGCUGGCCAGAGCAGAUGGUUAGGUCGAAGACCAGUUGUUCGUGGAGUAGCUAUGAACCCAGUUGAUCAUCCUCACGGUGGAGGUGAGGGUCGGAGCAAAAGUAGUGGGUCCUUUGGAAGGGUGUCACAAACACCAUGGGGCAAGCCAACUAAAUGUGGCAGGAAUCAAGAACGCAAGCGCAAUGGCAAAUUUAAAUGA